Arachis ipaensis is the source of this 901-nucleotide messenger RNA. Its product is annotated as serine/threonine-protein phosphatase 7 long form homolog. The record is from RefSeq and is a predicted model, not a curated record. NCBI's taxonomy places the organism in Eukaryota, Viridiplantae, Streptophyta, Magnoliopsida, Fabales, Fabaceae. Gene Ontology annotation, biological process: meristem maintenance; meristem development.
UUGACAUGGCUUAGGAAUCUGAAAGAAUGUAUACAACUGACUGACGAAAACAGUAUGCAGAGGUACGUCAAGUGCCACAUUAUGUUGUUAUUGGGUACUAUCUUACUUGGAGACAAGUCAGGGGCAUCUGUGCACUGGAAGUUUCUACCUUUGCUCCGGGAUUUUCAUAGUAUCAGUCAUUUUAGUUGGGGAUCGGCAUGUUUGGCGCACCUAUACAGGUCCUUAUGCCGGGCAUCUCGUUUUGAUUGUAAAGAAAUCGAUGGUCCGUUAACACUUCUGCUAGCUUGGUUUUGGAUCCGCCUACCCUAUCUUGCGCCCCCUACUAGGGAACCCCGCAGUUUUCCGCUUGCAAACAGGUGGCGUAACUGGGAGCGUGGUGACAAUCGGUAUAGAUAUCUUAGCCUCGCCCACUUUAGAAAGGCAUUAGAUGAGGUUCAGGAAGGGCAGUUCGUGUGGGUUGCUUAUGGUGUGGAUCGCAUUGAUCCGGGCAUAAUCCCAGAAGACAUCCUCAUGCACGCAGUAGUGUGGAGUGCUACGGUUCCGUUGAUUUCAUUCGAAUCUAUUGAGUGGCAUGCAACGGAUAGAAUUAGAAGACAGUUUGGUUUUGUUCAGGGAGUUCCACAUCAAGAAUGGAAUCCGGGAAGGGCACACGGAGAAACACUGGCUGGUCCUAAGAAUCUUGACUGGGCCACAGCCCCGUCCCAUUCAUGUUGGAUUAUGCACUGGACAAACAGGUAUAAUAACGUUCUGACUGAGUAUCUGGAACCUUCACAACAUCCGUUGGAUGCUUACAUGCACUGGUAUCGUAGAGAAUAUGGCAACCAUUUGAACUUGUCAAAUGUUGUGGUUCAAGAGAACGAUGUAGGUGAAUAAGUUAUGGAUGAUGAGGGUAACCCAGUUA